Molecule: messenger RNA, 8777 nt
Organism: Coregonus sp. 'balchen'
Lineage: Eukaryota; Metazoa; Chordata; Actinopteri; Salmoniformes; Salmonidae
Source: the annotation of a GenBank genome assembly
CCAGGAAAUGGCACCUACCAAGUGAAGCAUUACCUUAACAGUAGUCAGGCAGAUAGGGAGGUGAGAGAAAAUAGGUUUGGCUGCCAUUGCUGUUGCCCGUCGCCGUGUGAGUGAGAAGUAAUGUGAGAAGUUACCACAAAUCAAAUAUCAGGAAGACAUCAUGAAGGUGGACGACAAGUUUCAAAUUCUGAAAUUCUUUGCAGCAGUUUUCAACUCUGUUUUCCUGGUAAGAACAAAAAAAGAUGGAGAAUUCAACCUAACCCUAAUCUUAACCAACUAGCAUUCAUCGUCUGAAUUUUCUUUAAACGAUCGAGAGAUGUGGCUUUGCCUCUCAACAUUAGGGCUUGAUGUACUACAUAUGAAAGUGACAUGCAGCUUUCUAAAUCCACUACACAGAUUCUGGGGCUCUGUAUCUUUGGAUGUGCGGUAUGGAUCUUGUUUGACAAAGACAAUUUCAUUGCUGUUCUCAGCUCUGGUAAGUUAUUCUGGACAGAGAAUUGCCAUUUAUCACAUUUCAGAGUUUCUAUAUUAACUCAAAUGUUAUGAGAGAGACAAGGGUAUGAUUGUUCCUCUGAAAACACACUGAAACCUGUAUUUUUGUUUGUGUGUGUGUGCUUGUGUGUGUGUGCGUGUGCUUGUGUGUGUGCUUGUGCAAGUGUGCGUAUGCUUGUGUGUGUGUGUGUGCGUGUGUGCAUGUGUUUGCGUGUGCGUGUGCGUGUGUGCGUGUGUGUGUGUGUGUAGUUGAGGUGAAAACUGUAGCUGGGGGACUGUUCAUCAUCGGACUGAUGGUGGUUGGUGUCACUAUUGUGGGGUGUGUGGGAGCCCAACUGGAGAACAGGUUCUUCCUGCUACUGGUGAGUGGUCAUGUUACAGUCAUAAUAACGCAAACACACACUAGUGAUGCGUGGGUUGACUCAUAACCCGUAGUCCCCGCGGUUAUAUCCAGGGGCCGGGUGGGUUUAGGGUCAUGAAAUAUUGUGUGGAUGAAGGGCGGGCGGCAGCAGCGGCAGGUGGGUUGAAUAAAGAGAAAACAAUGCAUAAAGAAAUCCAUCAAUGUAUAAUUAUUGCGCAAUUCAUGUCUAUCAAUAAAUAAAUACAUGUUCAAGAGAAAAAAAGGGAACUGUACAGCGUAUUUUCUAUAUUGGCAGGUUAGGGUCGGGUGCGGGCCUCAGAUUUGCACUUUAUCACAUAUAGUCGGGCGGUUGCCAAAACUUAUCCCUUGAAAUUCGACAUUUAUGGACAAACGUCUGAUUCUGCAGUGAGAUUGUGAGAGCUUGUUGGAACAAACAGCUGACCCGCGCAUCACUAACACCAGACCCGUCGCCAGACCUCAGUCUUAAGGGGGGCAUAUGAAAUGCAUGGGAGGGCAGGGCACAAUUAUUAUUAGCCUACAGUACGUAUAUUUAUAAUAAUCGUAUACUCUAUUUGCGCAGCACGUAAUCAUCACAUUAAACAUAACCAGCAUACUGAGUCACGUGUGUGUGUGUGUUAGUCUAACACACACACACACACACACACACACAUGUGACUCAUCUUAAGCUUCUAGUGUAUGUGGUGAUCUAACUGAUAUUAGUCAACUCUCUGUCUUAUCUUUCCUCUCAGUAUAUGGGCUUCCUGAUCUGCAUCGUCCUUGGUCAGCUGUUUGUCACCUUCAUCAUUUUGUUAUCGCGUGAAAAGGUAUGUCCCGGACCUUGCAUUAAGCGUCUCAGAGGACAUGUUCUGUAUUAACAUGUUGUUGCAUAGUACUAUGAUAACUCCUUUGUUGCUACAUAGACAGACAGACAGACAGACAGACAGACAGACAGACAGACAGACAGACAGACAGACAGACAGACAGACAGACAGACAGACAGACAGACAGACAGACAGACAGACAGACAGACAGACAGACAGACAGACAGACAGGCAGACAGGCAGACAGACAGGCAGACAGGCAGACAGAGACAGACAGAGGCAAACAGACAGACAGGCAGGCAGGCAGACAGACAGACAGACAGACAGACAGACAGACAGACAGACAGACAGACAGACAGGCAGACAGAGACAGACAGAGGCAAACAGACAGACAGGCAGGCAGGCAGGCAGGCAGACAGACAGACAGACAGACAGACAGGCAAACAGACAGACAGACAGACAGACAGACAGACAGACAGACAGACAGACAGACAGGCAGACAGGAAAACAGACAGACAGGCAGGCAGGCAGACAGACAGACAGACAGACAGACAGACAGACAGACAGACAGACAGACAGACAGACAGACAGACAGACAGACAGACAGACAGACAGACAGACAGACAGACAGACAGACAGACAGACAGACAGACAGACAGGCAAACAGACAGACAGGCAAACAGACAUACAGACAUGUGUUUUGCUCUUACAGAUCACAUCAGAGAUGAAAAUGGAAGUGAAUAAGACCAUGACUGAAUAUGGAACAAACCCUGACAAUCAACGACAUUGGAAGCUUCUGGAUGAUGUACAGCGCUAUGUAUGUAUGACAGCAAUUGUGAAAUAUGGUCCACAUUAAAAGUCAAGAUGAGGCGAGGCGAAACUGACCAAUUGCGUGCAUGCGUGUGUGUGAAUGUGUGUGUGUGUAGGGGCACUGCUGUGGUAUGCAGGUUCCUAAUGACUGGCAGGGGAACUUGUUCAUUAUGAACACCAGUCUGACAGAGGUGUUUCCCUGUUCCUGUUUCAACACCACGGACUGUCCUGCCAUCUCUGGAUACAGCACAACGCUGUUUGGAAAUGGAAAUGAAACACACAUCCAUCCACAGGUACAGACUCUCUCUCUCUCUCUCUCUCUCUCUCUCUCUCUCUCUCUCUCUCUCUCUCUCUCUCUCUCUCUCUCUCUCUCUCUCUCUCUACACACCACACACAUUACGUUAUGGUAUGUUAGUCCAUCGUAUACCAUGAUGACUUCCACUUUUGAGUUAACAGUGAAUUCUUUGGUGACUGUAGAGUCCAAUCCGAGAUCCACAAACUUUAUUGAAGGUGGGGCAUGUGCAGUCUGUGUUGGUGGGGGCAGCAUGGUUGUAUGUCUCAGUCUGUGUUGGAGGGGGGCAGCAUGGUUGUAUGUCCUCAGCUGUGUUGGAGGGGGCAGCAUGGUUUAUGUCUCAGUCUGUGUUGGUUGAGGGCAGGCGGUUGUAUGUAGCAGUCUGGUUGGUGGUGUGGCGGCAGAUGGUGUAUGGUCUUCAGUCUGUGUGGUGGGGGCAGCAUGGUUAUAAGUUCAGUCUGUGUUGGUUGGGGGGCAAGCAUGGUUUUAUAAGCUCAGUCUGUGUUGGUGGGGGCAGCGCUGGUUUUGUUCUCCAGUUGUGUUGUGUUGGCGGGGGCAGAAAUGGUUGUAUGUCUCAGUCUGUGUUGGGGGGGGCAGCAUGGUUGUAUGUCUCAGUUCUGGGUUGGAGGGGGCAGCAUGGUUGUAGGUCUCGUCUGUGUGGAUUACUGCAACUCGCUGUUGGCUGGGCUCCCUGCCUGUGCCAUUAAACCCCUACAACUCAUCCAGAAUGCCGCAGCCCGUCUGGUGUUCAACCUUCCCAAGUUCUCUCACGUCACCCCGCUCCUCCGCACACUCCACAGGCUUCCAGUUGAAGCUCGCAUCUGCUACAAGACCAUGGUGCUUGCCUACGGAGCUGUGAGGGGAACGGCACCUCUGUACCUUCAGGCUCUGAUCAGUCCCUACACCCAAACGAGGGCAUUACAUCCACCUCUGACCUGCUGGCCCCCCUACCUCUGCGGAAGCACAGUUCCCGCUCAGCCCAGUCAAAACUGUUCGCUGCUCUGGCACCCAAAUGGUGGAACAAGCUCCCUCACAACGCCAGGACAGCGGAGUCACUCACCACCUUCCGGAGACACUUGAAACCCCACCUCUUUAAGGAAUACCCGGGAUAGGAUAAAGUCAUCCUUCUACCCCCCCUUACCCCACCCCACCCCCCCCAUCUGUGUUGGAGGGGGGCAGCAUGGUGUAUGUUCAGUCUGUGUUGGUGGGGGCAGCAUAGUUGUAUGUCUCAGUCUGUGUUGGUGGGGGCAUCAUGGCUGUAUGUUUCAGUCUGUGUUGGUGGGGGCAGCAUGGCUGUAUGUCUCCUGAGCUGUUUUUGCCGUUUCUUUGUGCUCCUCUCCUCCUCCUCUGUACACCGCUCUGGCAGAGCUGCCGCCAGGUGGAACGGUCGGCAGCAGCGUCCUCUAGGUCAGUGGGUUUGAUGUUGCACUUCUUCAGCUGCGUUUUCAGCUGGUCCUUGUAGCGCUUCAUCUGUCCCCCUGCAGACCGCCAGCCAACAUGUAGCUGGCCAUACAGGAUCUUCCCCAGCAAGCGCUCCUGAGACAUUCUAAUGACGUGCCCAAGCCAGCGCAGUUGGUGUCAGGUGACCAUGGCCUCCAUACUCUUGCAGUUGGUCUUAGCAAGUGAUUCCCAGGAUGCACUGCAGGCAUCUUAUGUGGAAUCGCUCGAGCUGCUUGUUGUGGUGACUGUAAGUGACUCAGGCUUCACAGCUGUAAAGAAGUGUGGUGAUGCAGACGGCUUGAUAGAACAGCUGUAAAGAAGUGUGGUGAUGCAGACGGCUUGAUAGAACAGCUGUAAAGAAGUGUGGUGAUGCAGACGGCUUGAUAGAACAGCUGUAAAGAAGUGUGGUGAUGCAGACAGCUUGAUAGAACAGCUGUAAAGAAGUGUGGUGAUGCAGACGGCUUGAUAGAACAGCUGUAAAGAAGUGUGGUGAUGCAGACGGCUUGAUAGAACAGCUGUAAAGAAGUGUGGUGAUGCAGACGGCUUGAUAGAACAGCUGUAAAGAAGUGUGGUGAUGCAGACGGCUUGAUAGAACAGCUGUAAAGAAGUGUGGUGAUGCAGACGGCUAGAUAGAACAGCUGUAAAGAAGUGUGGUGAUGCAGACGGCUUGAUAGAACAGCUGUAAAGAAGUGUGGUGAUGCAGACGGCUUGAUAGACGACGACUUUAGUGUCGCGGUGGAGAGGCUGUUUUGGAAGACCCUGCGUCUGAGUUUCCUGAAGGCAGCUGAUGCUUGCUUGAUCUUGUUUUGAAUUUCGAGGUCGAUGCUUUAGUCCUCCGAGAGGAUGCUGCCCAGGUAUUUGAAGGGACUAUUGCCAGUGAGUUGUGUUCAAUGGUGAAGACAGGCAUGGUGGUUGGAGGGCUGGAUCACCAUUGGCAGACCACCUCUGUCUUGGUGGUGUUGAUAGACAGUCCCAUCCUGCUAUAGACCCUCACAGCCGCUACAAGGACGGACUGAAAGUCUUCUGGAGUGUGGGCCACAAGAGCAAAGUCAUCAGCAUACUGCAGCUGCUGUCCUCAAGCUCCUUGUGGAGAAGCUGGGUGACACAUAGGAGGAAGAUGUGAAAGAGUACAGGUGACAGCACACACCCCUGCCUCACACCGAUGCUUACUCCAAAAGGCACUGACUCCUGCCCUCCUAUGGCCACCCGAGCCAUCAUCCCAUCAUGGAACUGGCAAAGAGAAGAAUGCCCCAUAGUAGUUCCCUGCUCACAGUGUCGAAGGGCUUGGAGAGGUCGACAAAGAACAUUAAAAGGUCCUGAUGUUGUUCACUGCACUUCUCCUGGAGUUGCCAUGCCGUGAAUAUCAUGUCGACCGUACUCCUGUUCUUUCUGAAGCCGCAUUGUGACUCUGGCAGGUGUUCCUCUGUGAUGUUGUCCACCAGCCUGUGUAGCAUCACCUUGGCCAGGAUGGGAUUCCCCCCCCCCGGCUGCUGCCGCAGAUUGACUUGUCACCCUUGUUCUUAUAGAUGGUGACAAUGUUUGCAUCCUGCCACCGUUCGGCGGACGAUAUCCCGAUCCCAAACCUCAGUGAUGUACUGGUGGAGAGUUCUGGUGUAGAAGUAACUUCCCAUCUAAAGUAGCUCAGCAGGGAUGCUGUCAGCGCCAGGAGUCUUGUUGUUCUUGAGCGAACUGAUUGCUGAUAGCACCUCUUGGAAGGUUGGCGAAUGGUUGCGGUCUUGAAUGAGUGGAAGGACAGGCAGUUCUUCCAGGAUGGAGUGGUCUGUAGGAGAGCGCUGAUUGAGCAGUGCUUCAAAAUGGUCAGGCCACCUCAUCAGGAUCUGGUUCUGGUCCUUCAAGAGAGUCAGACCAUCAGCUGUUUUCAGGGGGGUGAUGGAACAACUUAUAGGGCCAUAGAUAGCUUUAGCUGAGUUGUAGAAAUUGUGCAUGUCGUUUUUGUCGGCAUUAAUGUUGUUUGCACUUCCUUGCGUGAUGCAUGCCAUUGCUGGCAGAGGGUAGCAGAUGGGGCUGUUGAGAGUAGCCCUGUGCGCUUUGGGCAUAUUGUCCAGUAAGGUUGUGAUGGUGUCCGAGUUCUCAUCAAACCAGUUCCUGAUGUUUCCUACCUCUGUAGCCAAUGGAGUGUGCCGCUGCCUGUUAGAGCACUGAUAGAUGCCUACUUCUGGUCCAUGGGGUCCUCUGUGCUCAGAAGAGGCUCAAUCUCCUUCAGCCUUUCAGUGAGAGAGCGACAGAACUCGUCCCUUACUGCAGCUUUCUCAAGCCAGGUACAGUGCAGAUGCCUCUUACUGGACUUCUGCAGGCGUUGGGGGGGGACGUAUUCUCAUCUGGAGUUUAGCCAGUAUCAUACAGUCCAGCAUUCUGCACCCCUCAUGGCACGUGUCAGCAGGACGUCAUUAGUGUCAGAACGUCUCAAUAUGACGUAGUCGAUCAGGUGCCAGUGUUUGGAGCGUGGGUGCAUCCAUUAUGUUUUAUAUUUGUUCUUCUGCUGGAACAAGGUGUUAGUCACAAUGAGAUCGUGCUCGGCACAUAGAGUUAGCAGUCUCAUGCCGUUCUCAUUGACCUGGCCAACACCAUGCCUACCCAGCACUCUGCUCCAUAUCCUGUUGUUCUGUCCCACCCUUGCGUAGAAGUCACCCAGCAGAAAGAUCUUGUAAUUCCUGGGGAUGCGAUGAAGGGCCUCAUCUAGUGACUGGUAGAAGCAGUCCUUUGCCUCAUUUUCAGAUGGUAACGUUGGUGCGUAUGCACUGAGAAGAGUAGCAUAGCGCAUCUUGGCUAGGGGGAUACGGAGAGACAUGAGUCUUUCACUUAUGCCGAUAGGUGUUUCGGUGAGGCUGGGUAAAAGGCUGUUCUUAAUUGCCAGUCCCACACAGUGCUGAUGUUGUCCACCCAGAGGGUAACCUUUCCAGAAGAAGGUGUAGCCUUCUCUCUCCUCUUCCAGGGAACCUUCAUCCAGGAACCUGGUCUCACUCAGGGCAGCAAUGUCAAUGUUGUAGCGCCUUAGUUCUGCACCAAUCAGAGCUGUUCUCCGAUGGGAUCUAUCGUUAUUGUCAUCAGUGUUCAAAAGAGUUCUGAUGUUCCAUGUCGGCAGUUUCAGGGGAAUUAUUUUCUUUAGCAUUUUCCGACCGCCGAGUGGAACUCCCGAUAGGUGCGGUAGCCUAUCCAGGAUGGAGUGAGUGGGCAAUUUUUUGGCCACCUUUUCUAGGCCUCUCCCCAGCUGGGGUGAGCAUUUUGGCUCCUAAAUAGGGCUGCUUUGUCGUACCAGACUAACCCACAAGGCAGCGGGGCAGUGGUUGAUGGCUGCCAGGGCGUGUCCACACAGAGGUGGGCCCGUACACCACAAGGGCUAGCCGGCGGCAGCGAGCUGUAAGUGAGAGUAUGCAAGCAUGUGGUAAGCGGGAAUGCAACUUACCUCUACCUAGGCACUACUGCACUAGACGCGUCACAAGCACCCUGCGGUUGCCUGCUGACACACCACACACACACACACACACACACACACACACCUUUAAUGUAGGAAAACAAGUGCACACUAACACACACACACGUUUCCCAUCUGUAUUAUUUACCAAUAGCCUGUAAGAUGUGUGUAUCAACAAAAUGACAUUUCAAGUGUGUGUGUGUUGCUACAGGGCUGUCAAAAGAUAAUCACUGAUUGGCUGAAGGAGAACACUUUGACAAUAGUGGGCAUGGACAUGGGCCUGCUAAUCAUUCAGGUAACACAGACACACACACACACACACACACACACACACACACCCACACACGCACACACACAACACACACACACAUGCACACACACACACACAUACAGAUACACCCACCCACUAGUCCAAUGUUCACAUUUGUCUUGAUUGACAGGUUUUCCAGUUUGUUGCUGUUGUUGUUGUUAAACAGGUCCUUGUGUUGGUUGUUUUCUUGUGACAGGUCCUCCAGUUGAUAGUGUCUGUGUAUCUAUACCAGACUGUUGGUCAGAAAGCCAAGCUGAGAUGUGUUAGUCAGCUGAUUCGCUCUGAGGACCAUCGCGAACCAAACCCUGACGACCUUGAUGACCCUGACUACCCUGAACAAAACCAUGCCUAUCCUGAACCAAACCAGCCCUACGCACAUACAAACCUCGCCUACCCUGAACCAAACCAGCCCUACGCACAUACAAACCUCGCCUACCCUGACCAAAACCAUGCCUAUCCUGAACCAAACCAGCCCUACGCACAUACAAACCUCGCCUACCCUGAACAAAUCCUUGCCUACCCUGAACCAAGACAAGCCUACUCUGAGGACCAACACCAGGCCUACUCCGGACCAAACCAUGCCUACCAUCGCUAACCAGGAACAGAGUGUUGCUGUAUGACUGAAGUCACUUUGGGAUCUAACAUCAAAUUGCUCUAACUCUAAAUGCUCAGUUCAGUGCUUUCAGCCACACAGGCCUUCUACUAAAUAUGUUUUUCUGCUGACAAUGAGAACAAUCUUAAUUCAUUAGUUUCUAUUGUUUUCUACUAUUGAUGGAAGCCCUAACUGGUCAGCCGGACCUCACCUGGUGUGAAUAGUU